Molecule: messenger RNA, 2118 nt
Organism: Archocentrus centrarchus (flier cichlid)
Lineage: Eukaryota; Metazoa; Chordata; Actinopteri; Cichliformes; Cichlidae
Gene: smg9
Product: SMG9 nonsense mediated mRNA decay factor
Exons: 13
Coding region: 252-1775 (507 amino acids)
Biological process (GO): nuclear-transcribed mRNA catabolic process, nonsense-mediated decay
Source: RefSeq, a predicted model, not a curated record
AAACAAACAAUUCAUCUGGACGCUUUGGCUACCGUUGUUUAUGCCAAUCGUUGAGGUUGAUAUUAUACCUGUAUCCCUUUUCGUUAAGUAAUCGCCUUUAAUGUUAACGAUAUUAACAGCCACAUGUAGAGUCGUCGGCAUUUGAAGUCUGUCUCCUAGACCAUCUUACUGGAAAUAAUUUUUAGCUGUAAUCUGGCUCUACUUGGACCCCGAGUUUUCUAUUAUCUUCAGCUGUGCAGGUGUGUCGCGACAUGUCCGAGUCCGGUCACAGUCAACCCGGCAUGUACGGGCAAGGACGCAGAAGGAGGCGACGCCGUGGGGACAGAGAUGUUGGGCCUCCAGGGCAAAACCUGUCCGGACCCAGUCGAGAUCGGGAAUACCAGCCGAGAGAGCGAAGGGAUGGAAGCGAGGAUCCACCAGGUCCUCUCAUUCAGAAAACCCCCAUCAUUCUUGCAAAACCCCCCGGGGAGAGGGCUAAGCCCUCCCAGAAUACACCUGUCAGUGGAACUCCAGUCCUGGACAAGCCCAUCAUGCUAAUGAAAGCCAGGGAUGAUGGAGGGAAGCCAGGUACACCUACUGAGUCAGCUGCUCAGUCCUCUGGUCCACCCUCCAAGAUUGAAAGGGAAGGGCAGCGACCUACCCAGCCUGUAUACCAAAUCCAAAACAGAGGAAUGAGUGCUUCUGCAUCGAGCAGUGCUGUGGACCCUAUGGUCGGACAGUCUAAACUCCUUCCUCCAGAGAAAAUGAAGCACAGCAUUAAGCUGGUGGAUGAUCAGAUGAAUUGGUGUGACAGUGCCAUGGAGUAUUUAAGGGAUCAGACAGACAUGUUGGUGGUGGGAGUUAUUGGCCUGCAGGGAACUGGGAAAUCUACCAUCAUGUCGCUGUUAUCUGCCAACACUCCUGAGGAAGAUCAAAGGAGUUUUGUAUUCAGACCCCAGACUCAAGAAAUCAAGGAGAGAGGAGGAAAUCAGAGCACAGGCAUCGAUUUCUUCAUCACACAGGAGAGAGUCAUCUUCUUGGAUACGCAGCCGAUGCUCAGCCCGUCAAUUCUGGACCAUCUUAUCAACAACGAUCGGAAGUUGCCUCCAGAAUACAACCUUCCUCAUACAUAUGUUGAGAUGCAGUCUCUUCAGAUCGCCGCCUUCCUGUUUACAGUGUGCCAUGUCGUAAUUGUGGUUCAAGACUGGUUCACCGAUUUGAAUCUUUAUAGGUUUCUUCAGACCGCUGAGAUGCUGAAACCUUCCACUCCAUCUGCAAGCCAUGACAGCACCACCUCUUCAGGCAGUGAUGAUGGAGCAGAGUAUUAUCCACAUAUAGUAUUCCUCCAGAACAAGGCCAGACGGGACGAUUUCUGUCCAAGAAAUCUGAAGGACAUGCAUGUGGUGGUGGACAAAUUAAUGGCCCACUCUCACCUCAAAUACAAAGGAACAUUGUCCAUGCUAGACUGCAAUAUCUUUCCUGGCCUGGGGCAGGACUACCUAGCAACCGAGGUCAAUAUGUUCUUGCUUCCUGUGCAGGAAAAUGAUGGGGAGGACAAUUUGACAAAAGCAGGGUCAGGAACAUACCCGCUGUUCUCUCUGCUCCCUGGCUAUAGAGGACACCCUACCUUCUCCACCAUGGUUUCAAAACUCCGUAGCCAAAUACUGGCCAUGCCUCGCUGUCAGUUGUCGCACACAAUUCUCACUGAGAAAAACUGGUUUCACUACGCAGCUCGUAUUUGGGAUGGCGUGAAAAAGUCCUCGGCCCUCUCUGAAUACAGCCGUCUGCUCUGCUGACGCCUGUGCUAAAUACCUGUUAUGUUCAAUAGUGGCCUUUUAUACUGGAUAAUAAGAUCAAACAAAGCCAAAAGGAGUGCAGUCUACAUGCUAAAUAGGAGUCAACGUGCAACAUCACGGGGAAGUAAAAUAAACCAUAAUUAUUCAGACUUUGAGCUCUCCUUUUUAGAAAGUUGCCUGUUCCUGUCCUGAUACGUGAUGUUUACAGAUAAACUUGCACCCUGUGCAGAAAUGAUGAAAGUGAAAAGACAAAAAUAGUUUUCUCUUGGUGCAUUUCUAAGAAAAAUGGGAGAAUACUUUUAUUUUCAAGCCAUUGUUGACUGUGUAGAAGUUUUGAUGUGCU